GUGUGUUAUCGCUGCUGUCAGGACUCAAUGGUCUCCUCCUCCAGGAUCCGCUUGAUUUGGCGUCAUUUCGUGAAUAGUAGAAUGGGCGAUAUGGCUUCUAAAGCCCAGAUGCCGACUCCAGAGACAGCUUUGCCCGGCCGGACCGACGGCACCAUGAAAGUUUCCGCCAAACAUGACGUGAGCGGAAACAGAACUGUUCCUCCUUUUCCUGAAGGGACAGAAAUGGUCAUGUUCGGUAUGGGCUGUUUCUGGGGAGCAGAGAGGAAGUUUUGGAGACAGAAGGGGGUUUAUUCCACUCAAGUGGGAUACGCAGGCGGAUACACAGUAAACCCCACCUACAGGGAAGUCUGCACAGGUCAGACAGGUCACACUGAAGUGGUGAGGGUCGUCUUCCAUCCAGAGAAGAUCAGCUUUGCCAACCUGCUCAAAGUUUUCUGGGAAAGUCACAACCCGACUCAAGGUAAAACCUCAGCCACACACACAAGCAGAAAGUUUUAUAUUAAACCAGACAGAAUGGAAACUGUACUGGAUCAGGAAGCGUCAGCAUCCAAAGAGCAAUACCAGAAGGGACUCACAGAGGAAGGUUACGGCGCGAUUACAACAGAAAUAGCCGAGGACCAGACGUUCUACUAUGCUGAAGAUUACCACCAACAGUACCUGAAUAAAAACCCUGAUGGAUACUGCGGCCUGGCCGGGACCGGUGUCUCCUGUCCAAUCGGAAUCAAAUCCAAAGCCUAGAUAACCAACGAUGAGCCGAGAGUCCUCUUCUCUCAGUUUAGCGAGGGUUUCAAUGAUGGGGCUGUUUUAUGAUUUAAACUGGGUUACAGAUGCAAGCUGGGUCUUAAUUAUAUACACAUACUUUCAGAUUUUAUUUAUAAUUCUUUAAUUUCCAUCUCUCAAUCAAAAUAAAGUUGGUAAUGGAUGUCAAUCUCCUCAAGUCUUUGCAGUAAACAGGAAACUUGCCCUGGUCGUAGAACUUAUGAUUAUUUGGGGUAUGAUAAAGAAGUUUUUUUUUGUUUUUAUAUACAAGGCUACGCUCCUCUAAACAUACAGUACUAGGCAUGAAAUUGCCUACUAUUACAGAAACAUGCUGAACUGUAUUGUCUUCAGACUACAUUGAUUCAGAGAGGUAUUCAAUCAGGUGUGUAGAGUCCAUAUUUCACUGAAUUUUAAAUCUGAUUGUUGUUGGCAUGAUCUUACUGAGAGUUGUGCAUUUUAACUUCAGAUGUAAAUCAGGUUUUCGUAGCUCAGGUAGCUUAAAUAAUUACUAUUUCAGUAAAGUUUGCUUUGAAGCUGA
Molecule: messenger RNA, 1297 nt
Organism: Labrus mixtus (cuckoo wrasse)
Lineage: Eukaryota; Metazoa; Chordata; Actinopteri; Labriformes; Labridae
Gene: msraa
Product: methionine sulfoxide reductase Aa
Exons: 6
Coding region: 28-738 (236 amino acids)
Biological process (GO): cellular response to oxidative stress
Cellular component (GO): cytoplasm
Molecular function (GO): peptide-methionine (S)-S-oxide reductase activity
Source: RefSeq, a predicted model, not a curated record